Molecule: messenger RNA, 1626 nt
Organism: Mitosporidium daphniae
Lineage: Eukaryota; Fungi; Microsporidia
Product: malate synthase
Exons: 3
Coding region: 1-1626 (541 amino acids)
Biological process (GO): glyoxylate cycle
Cellular component (GO): cytoplasm; peroxisomal matrix
Molecular function (GO): malate synthase activity
Source: RefSeq, a predicted model, not a curated record
AUGAGCUCGAUAUCUUCCCUACCAAGGAUCCAGAUUAAGGGCACCAUUAAGCAAGAGUAUAAGAAUAUUCUCACAGAAAAUGCAUGUUCUUUUCUGAUCUUUCUUCACUCUGCAUUUGAACCAGAGCGAAGAAAACUCAUGGACUCCAGAGAGCUAUUGCUUCAGAAAAUAAAUUCAGGAUGGAGGCCAACUUUUCCAACCGAGACCGAAUACAUCCGAAACGACCCCAUUUGGGUGGGUGCUAGUCCUGCACCUGGUUUGAUUGACCGUCGUGUUGAAAUAACGGGCCCAGUUGAUUGCAAAAUGAUAAUUAAUGCGUUGAACAGCGGAGCCACGCAAUUUAUGGCUGACUUUGAAGGUCAACUUAAGAGAUGCUACGUGCAAAAAAAUAUCUCUGACCAUCCCAAACGGAAAGACAUACAAGCUGAAGGGCAAAGUCGCCACUCUUCUUGUUCGGUAAACAUUGUUUUUUAUUGUAGACCGCGAGGGUGGCAUCUUGUUGAAAAGCAUGUCCUUAUUGAUGACCAACCAAUUUCUGCGUCGAUCUUCGAUUUUGGAUUGUUUUUCUUCCACAACGCCCAAACACUGAUCCAGUCGGGCGUGGGUCCAUAUUUUUAUUUGCCAAAAAUCGAGCAUUACCUGGAGGCCAGAUUGUGGAAUUCUAUUUUUAAUGCCUCUCAAGAUUAUCUUGCCAUUCCAAGAGGAACCAUUAGGGCCACGGUGUUAAUUGAAACCAUUUUGGCCUCUUUUCAAAUGGAGGAAAUAAUUUAUGAGCUUAGAAGCCACUCUUCGGGCCUCAACUGCGGCAGAUGGGAUUACAUUUUUUCUUUCAUCAAAAAAUUUGGAGCAUUUAAAGAAUUUCUACUUCCCGAUAGGUCUCAAGUGACCAUGAGUACCCCCUUCAUGUCUGCAUACACGAAUCACUUGAUUUAUGUCUGUCACAAGCGCCAAGUUCAUGCUAUGGGCGGAAUGGCUGCACAAAUUCCGAUCAAGUCCAACGCAGAACUAAAUGACAAAGCCUUGAACAAGGUUCGCGAUGACAAGCUUCGUGAGGUUCUGGCAGGGCAUGAUGGAACUUGGGUAGCCCAUCCAGAUCUUAUACAAAUUGCGAAAGAAAUUUUUGAUUCCAAUAUGCAAGGUCCCAACCAACUUCAUGUCAAACCGUCUCUAUCAAUCAGACCGGGCCAGCUGUUGGAUGUCUCCAUCCCCGGGUCCGAGGUUACUCUUUCUGGAGUUAAAGAUAAUAUUGCAGUUUGCUUGUUGUAUAUGGAAUCUUGGCUCAACGGAAGUGGGUGCAUUCCCAUCAACCAUUUGAUGGAAGAUGCUGCAACCGCCGAAAUAGCAAGAACGCAACUGUGGCAAUGGUUGAGACACUCUGUUUCGGUAAAGCUCUCAUCCAACUCAUGUGCCAGAUUGACAAAGGAUUUACUUAUGCAAUAUCUUAAGGACGUUUCUUCAGAACUGAAAUUAACAUCAUCUACCGGGGUUCUCGCACAAACUAGACUUGCCCAGCUUCUUUUUUCCACAGACGCCGAAUCUAAAUGCCCCGAGUUUUUGACCUCCGCCUGCUAUGACGAUAUUGUUAGGUAUGUUCCAUCUGCAACAUUGAAUGCCUCCAAACUAUGA